Messenger RNA from Cygnus atratus (black swan), 1645 nucleotides. It is a transcript of the gene MYL3, whose product is annotated as myosin light chain 3. Lineage: Eukaryota; Metazoa; Chordata; Aves; Anseriformes; Anatidae. Gene Ontology annotation, molecular function: calcium ion binding. Gene Ontology annotation, cellular component: myosin II complex. The record is from RefSeq and is a predicted model, not a curated record. Bases 323 to 811 code for a protein of 162 amino acids. The transcript is spliced from 7 exons.
GCAUUUAUCUUCCUAGGACACAAAUGAUAGCCAAGAUAUUAAGCCCCUUGUUUAGGAUUUGAAUGACAUUAAACCCCAAACCUAAGAAAACCCCUUUCUGUGAGACUUCCUGUAGGACAGCUAUUACAGGUGAGAUUCAGCUUGCAUAUUAAGACAGCUGAAAUUAGAGAUGAGAUUCAGCCAGACAUCUAAAAGUGAAGGUAUCGGCCUUGCAUAGGGUAAUUUCUUCACAUGGAAUCAACCACAAGUGGAAACCUUUUGAAAAGACUCUGAUCAGAUCUGAGACAGCCACAGCAUUCCUGAAAGUGGAAAAGAAGACAUUAUGUUGGUUAACAGCAUUAAAGGAAACAAGGUUGAAUUCACCCCUGAUCAGAUCGAAGAAUUUAAGGAAGCCUUCUCACUCUUUGACCGGACUCCCAAAUCUGAGAUGAAAAUCACAUACGCACAGUGCGGAGAUGUCUUGAGAGCUUUGGGGCAGAAUCCAACCCAGGCAGAGGUCAUGAAAGUUCUUGGCAGACCCAAACCAGAAGACAUGAACUCCAAGAUGAUUGACUUUGAAACCUUCCUGCCCAUGCUCCAGCAUAUUGCCAAGACGAAAGACACAGGCACCUAUGAGGACUUUGUGGAAGGUCUGCGUGUGUUCGACAAGGAGGGAAAUGGAACAGUGAUGGGGGCUGAACUCCGCCACGUUUUGGCUACCCUGGGUGAAAGGUUGACUGAAGAAGAAGUUGAUAAGCUAAUGGCUGGUCAGGAAGAUGCCAAUGGUUGUAUCAACUAUGAAGCUUUUGUGAAACAUAUCAUGGCUAACUGAAUACCAGGACAAGACAGGCGCUGAGAACCCCAGAUGCUGGCCUUGGAUUUCGAUGUAUUGGAAUGUCUUCUCAUUUUUCAGCCCAGAUUCCCAUUACAGAGCUACAAAAUGUACCGUAUUUGGAUAAAUGUUUUUUGUUUUUUUUUUGUCUUGUUUCUUCAUGGAAAGAGUAUGGCCUUUGUGGAGAUUCAAUACACUCAGGAAACUGAAGAAGCAUGGAAUCUGAACCAUGAAUACCUGGGCAUUGUCUUUUAUUUAUUUUUUUUCUGAUAUGGAAUAUAAACAGCAAUUUUUUAAGAGCGAGGGGAGAAAGGGGAUAGCGAACUUUCAUCACUAAGUCAAUCAAAAAAUGUAUUUGUCACUUAGCUAUACCCUUCUCUCCCUUUCUCUCUUCCUUCCAAAACAACUGGACCUUUCUUUUUGUGUUUAUUGCAUUUGUAAAAAAACAUCUGUAAGAGAGUAAGGGACAAAAGAAACUAAAACAACUGUAUAAAUCUCACGUGUGCAAGCAAUACUCUUGGCCUUUGGUGAAAAGUGGCAAAAAUAGAAUAUCCAUCAAUCAGCAACAAAUGCAAAAUUCUUCAUAUGUUUCUCAGCUUUGGAAGAUGCCACCUUUAAUAUGUGAGCUGUAAAGGGAAAACAAAGCAAAACAAAGAUGUAUGAAAUGUAUGCUAAAAUGGAUCCCUUCUCUGUUCUCCACAAGGAUAUCUUCCCUUUUCAACAGUCUGGCCUAUAAAACAAGUAAAAUGUCUUUCCCAAUACAAACUGGAAAUUUUUCUGAUAUACAUGUGUCGGUCCUGUAGCUUCUUGCAUUAAAACAUGGGAUUCUUUGUC